Molecule: messenger RNA, 1256 nt
Organism: Gaeumannomyces tritici R3-111a-1
Lineage: Eukaryota; Fungi; Ascomycota; Sordariomycetes; Magnaporthales; Magnaporthaceae
Exons: 2
Coding region: 164-883 (239 amino acids)
Biological process (GO): regulation of transcription by RNA polymerase II
Cellular component (GO): mediator complex
Molecular function (GO): transcription coregulator activity
Source: RefSeq, a predicted model, not a curated record
GGAACCCCCAGGUUUCAUUCUCUCCAUCUCCGCCAAGUUGCCCAAAUGGCAUCGCCUCCCUUCAGCCACUGUGUUCCCGGCCGUUUCGUUGUGCCCUGCCGACCAGGCGCUGGCUCGAGAACAACUCCUGGAUGAUCAAUGUCCGCGGGAGCAAAUACCAACCAUGGACACCCCCCAGGGCGAACCGGCUGGCAGCAAUAAUGCCCCGGUCGACGUUCACCAGCCUUUCACCAAGGCUGAGCGCAUGCAGCAACUCAGUGAGAUCGACCAGGACAUCAGCUCGCUGUUGGAGCUGACGAGCAAAGCCCUGGGCGCGCUGGUCACGUCGCCAACCGCGGCCGAGGCCAACGACUCGGCCCCGGAACCGAACAGCGCCAACGGCAGCGCCGACGCGCCACCAUCCGCGCCCGCCGCCCCGCCAACGCAGGAGCAGCGGGAGCAGCAGAGCCGCGCGUUCGAGGCGGCCUCCAACGACUUCUUCGCCACACUGCUCUCGGUUCACGUGCGCCUGAAGCGCCAGAUCUGGGGCCUCGAGGAGGCCGGCAUCAUCACGCUCAAGGACAGCGGCGCCAAGGGGACCGGCGGCAGCGCCGCGGCCGCGGCCGCCGCGGCGUCCGCUAAGGGCGGCGCCGUCGCCCCGACCAACCUCGCCGUGCCGGCGCUCGAGCCCAACGGCGUCGGCGCCAUCGGCAACCUCGACGUCGGCUGGCUCAACAGCCGCAGCAGCAAGGUCGACCGCGACAUGGAGGCAGAGCUCUGGGCGCACGCGAGGGGACAUCUGGAGGCUCGCGCCAACGCCGUGGCCGCUGCAAUUUCUGGGGCUGCCGUUGAGGGUGUCCCCGUCGACGCCCAGGGUGAUGUAGACAUGGCGUUGGCUGAUUAGAAGGUCGUCUUUGUUCACGCAUAUUCAGAUGAGUGCGGCGCCGGAUUAUAUUGAAAAUGGAUGGCGUUCAUGGGGCUUGCGUAUGAAUAUUGGAUACCCGGCAUUUUCAUUCCCGUCUUGACAACGGGCUUCGAGGCGGUCCAAGUCCAGAUGGAAUAAGGGCGUGGCUUUCGGCUCAUCUUGGCUACAAGUCACACUUUUGAAUUCACGGCAUUCUUGCCGACGAUAGAAAAGGAGUAAAGCACCCUUUUGGUGGUCAGCUCACGAGUAGCGCUACUUCCUGUAAAUCACAGAGCACUUCAGCGUUCAUUGACCUAUUACGACAGCCGGCGCUUGUCGGCUGUUCGGCUGCCUGGCUGUAAGAAAGUCGGCC